Messenger RNA from Schistosoma intercalatum, 2324 nucleotides. The record is from the annotation of a GenBank genome assembly. Lineage: Eukaryota; Metazoa; Platyhelminthes; Trematoda; Strigeidida; Schistosomatidae.
GAUUACAGUUUCAGAGUGUACAACAUAUAGCAAUACUGGAUAACAUAAAUGAUCUUAUAUUGAAUCGAUAUUUUCUUGAACAAUAAUGCCUAAUUUCUAUGAUCGUCUUUCAUUCUCUGAAUAUAUUUACAGAAUCAAAUUAAAAACUAUAUUCAACAAUAAAAUAUACAAAGAGAAUAAUCAUUUCAUAAAAGAUUUAUCAUUUCAUUCAUUAAUACCAUAUUCACAAUUACAUAAUUUUGAAUCAAUGACAUUUUCAUUGGAUCAUGAAAAUGAUCUGAAUUAUUAUGAUUAUAGUAAACAUGUUAUCAUAAACACUGAUAUGUUGAAAUGUAUCAAUCAAUGUUUAUUAAUAACUGAUCACAGUAAAUAUCAAUUAAUUUCUGGUAUCAAAUAUAGAGUUUAUUGGUAUCAACUUGCUAAAAGUCAAGAAUUUCUUAAAUGCCUAAUAGAAAUAAUACCCACUGGUUAUGGUGAUCCAUAUUUUCAAGAAAUUGCUAUGAUAGUAUUGACAAACAUAUGUAUACUUGCUGGAUAUAAAACUAAAUAUUCGAGAUUCGAUGACUGUCAAUCUGCUUUACAAAAUUUGAUUCAUAUCACCGCCGGACCACUUGUCAUCUUUUCAAGUUCAUCUAAUCUAGGCCAAAUUACAAUUUGGUCAACUCAAGCUUUAACUGGACUAUUGAAAGCAACAUUUAUUUAUUAUCCAAAUUUAUGCGUGAAUUAUGAACAAAAUGUUUGGAUGGAAAGAUUGUUGUUGUUUUCUCAUGUUAUUCAUGUUCUUCAUAGAUUACUACCUAAAGUCUUCCUAGUUGAAUCGUCUAAUUUCGGCACAUAUGAAUUAUUGAAACAGUUAAGCAAACACAUUAAUGAUGCUGACGACUCUCUCAAUUUGGAUAUUUUAUCAUCACAUUUGAAUCUUUUAACAAUAAUUCUAAUGAGAUUGCCAUCAGUACAAGUGCUGUUAUCCUCAACAACAACAUCAUCAUCGGAUGAUAAAAUUAGAAUACAAGAAGUGGAUAAAUUUCUUGCCAUAAUACAAUAUGGAUUCAUGAAUUUAUUUUUGGCUGUCGGGAAAGUUUGGUUGUGUCCUGCAUGCACAAAUAAUUUAAUAGAUCAAAGUGUUUUCGAUUUUCUUAAUCAAGAUCAACCAAUUACUGAUGAUCCAUUUUUAAAAACAAAAAACUGUACACCCAAUUCUUCUUAUGAUCUAUUAUUAUUUCUUUAUGAUUUAUUAAAAUUAUUAUUUAAUUUAAUUAAAAUUUCUUAUUUAAAAUUUUAUUUUCAUAAAAUUCAUUUCAAUCUUAUUCAAUGUUUAUUAUAUUUAGGCAAAUGUUUAUAUUAUUGUUGUUGUUGUUGUUCGAAUUUAGAUUAUCCAUCAUUGAUAUCACAAUGUAUAUUCUAUAUCAUACGUAUUAUUGGUUGUAUAUGUUAUGAUCAUGAUCAUCAUGAUCGUGAUCAUGAUAGAAUUGAGAUCAGAUCAUCUUUCAUUAAUUCUGUUUUAUUGUCUAAUCAAUUAUUCAAUAAUUUUUUAUUACUUAUUCAUUGGUAUUAUCAAUCUAGAUGUUCAUGGUCUAUAUGUGGUAUUGAAUUAUGUUGGUGUUUAACUAAUUUUAUACAAUAUUUCAAUAUACCAUUAUUUCAACAACAGCAACAACAACAACAAUCUAAUCAUCAAAUGUUAGAUCAUUUUAUUGAUCAUUUUCUAUUUAAAGUAUUCACUUUAGAAUUAGGUACUAAGGAAGUAAUGCGUUUAUUAUAUAUUAGUAUGAAUAUUAUGAAUAAUAAUAAUGAUAAUAAUAAUAAUAAUAAUAAUAAUAAUAAUAAUAAUAAUAAUAAUAAUAAUAAUAAUGGUAUAUGUGAUCCUGAUAGAGAUCAUUUCUAUUGGAUCAAGAUCUUAAACUCAUUAAAUGAUCAUUUAAAAUCUCAAUUGAUUUAUUGGAAAUAUUUAAAACAAAAUUUACCAAUGUGUUAUAUUGAAACAUUUAUAGGUUUGUUUAAAUUCUUGUCACUUAUAAACAUGAAUAAUAAUAAUAAUGAUAGAGUAUUGCAAGAAUAUAUUAAGAACAAUUGUCCUAUAUUAUAUAAACUAUCUAUUAUAUGUAAUGAAACAUUGACAAGUAUGUCAUUAUUAUUACCUUCAAUAUCAUUGGAAUUAUUGACAAUGGAAGAAAUUAGAGAAAUUUUAUAUUCUAUGAAUUCUAGCACAGAUAUUAUAUCAUAUAUCAUGUCAGUUCUUGAUUAUAUAUGAGAUUGUUUGUGUUUUGUUUACUUGUACAAUAGUUAAUUUUGUGUGUAAAUAUAAAUGUAUACAAGUAUGUGGA